CCCCAAUCCGGAAGCCGCUCGCGGCCGGCUCCGCGCCUGAUCGCUGGGUGCAGCGCAGCUCAGCGCGGUGCAACGCGACUGCUUUUCUGCAGCUGAGCAGUUGGUGCUGGUCAGGACAACGAGGUGUGAGCAGGCUACUGAGUAGGCUGGUCCAUCAUGGCCGAGAAAGUGAACAACUUCCCACCAUUGCCCAAAUUCAUCCCGCUGAAGCCAUGUUUCUACCAAGACUUUGAGGCCGACAUCCCUCCUCAGCAUCUCAGCCUGACCAAGCGCCUCUACUACCUCUGGAUGUUGAACAGCGUCACGCUGGCCGUGAACCUGGUGGGCUGUCUCGCGUGGCUGAUCGGAGGCGGGGGAGCCACCAACUUUGGCCUCGCCUUUCUCUGGCUCAUCCUCUUCACACCUUGCUCCUACGUCUGCUGGUUUCGGCCCAUUUACAAGGCCUUCAAGACAGACAGUUCCUUCAGCUUCAUGGCAUUCUUCUUCACCUUCAUGGCCCAGUUGGUCAUUAGCAUCAUCCAGGCUGUGGGAAUUCCAGGCUGGGGUGUCUGUGGCUGGAUCGCCACCAUCUCCUUCUUCGGGACAAACAUUGGCUCAGCAGUGGUGAUGCUCAUCCCCACGGUCAUGUUCACAGUCGUGGCUGUCUUCUCCUUCAUCGCCCUUAGCAUGGUUCAUAAGUUCUACCGGGGCAGCGGAGGCAGUUUCAGCAAAGCUCAGGAGGAAUGGACCACCGGAGCAUGGAAGAACCCACACGUGCAGCAGGCAGCCCAGAAUGCAGCCAUGGGGGCUGCCCAGGGUGCCAUGAAUCAACCGCAGACUCAAUAUUCUGCCACCCCUAACUAUACGUACUCUAAUGAGAUGUGAGCCAGCCAAGCCCCUCCAGGAGGCAGGGCUGGGGCCAGCGGGACAGGGGGCUCAAUCCACAUCAUCUGUGUGGUGACCAAGCAGGGUUCCCCCUUCCUUUUCCUCCUCCCUGACUUUGUACAAAGAAUCAGAGUUAUAUAUAUAUAUAUAUAUAUAUAUAUGUAUAUGUAUGUAUAUGUAUAUGUCUUUCCCCUGCCCCCACCUUUUGGGUUCUGCUCUUGGCACUCCAAGAGCUGCAGACUGCACAAGAAGUGUGCACUGGUAGCUGAGUCCGUGUCCCCUUGUGAAAUAAUGUACAGUGGAGAUCUCUUGUUGUGGUGCUAGAUGUAUGAUUAGAACUAAACCAGCCCCCCAUCCACCAGGUUGCCCCCUCCGGCCCUGGCCCAGGGACUCCUCACAGGGCAGGAGGAGGCCUAGCAGACGGCCUGGCAUCCCAUGCAGAAUUAUGAGCCGAAGCUAUUUCUGCCUUUGGUCCCAUUGGGCAGCAACAGUAUUUAGCAUUCAUGAUGGUAGGUAGGUUCUGGGGGAUGGGACAGAUGAUGUUCCCUUGCUCCCUGUAGUCCUCCCCUUGUUUCUGCCUCACUGUUAGAUUCCUUGUGCUCUCUUCCCUAGCUGCCUCUCCCAGGAUCUUUUUCCUCCCCUGUGUAGCUUUGUCUUCCUAAGGCUGAGUGUCUCAGUUAUGUCUGCUUCUGAGACUGCCCAGAUCCCCAAGUCUGAUCUGCUUCCCAGUUCCAAGAGGCUGAUGUGGGCCCUGAGUUAGCCCUGAGGUGGAAGGGGCACACAGCUUGGAGAUGGAGAGCCCAUUUGGUACUGGACACACAAGAGAAUGGAAAUGCAGGGCUGGUCUCCGUAGUUCUGAAAGCCUGGCCUGCAGAGGCAGGCUUCUCCUUUUCCUUCUCCUGACUUCCCUCCCUUUCCCAGAGCCACCUUUAGCUGCUCUGCAUUUCCUGUAGAGCUGGGCUGUACAAGGCACUUGCCAAGUGUAAAGGCACUGCUGGAACAGCGAACAUGGAGCUCAUCAUUGGCCCCUGGGGGAGGUGUGGCUGGCCCCAGCCCACUAGGGCUUGUAGGUAUCUCAGAGUGAGCACUGGAUUCCUGGGAGGAGUAGCUGUUCUAUUUGAGUAAGAUAGAAAGGAUAGGGCUCAGAGGGCCAGGUCUGAAGGGAAUGGGAGAAGAGAAGUCAAAUAGGGCCUACUGAGAGGAUACCGCUCCUUUCCAGCCCGAUUGCCCUUGGUUCGGGGACAGAUUCUGUGGAGAUGCUCCCAGGCCCAGUUCAAGCUGCAAGCACAAUAUCCUGAAUAGGAUUCCUGGUUGGCAGGGAGGGAAGGAGGGACCGAAGGAGUACUCGGCCUUUAGUUUUUAGUUUUGUGGGGUUUUGCCAUUCUCUCCUUCUCUUCCAUUCAAGAGGACCACAGGACUUGAUUCCUGGCCUUCCCUUAGUUCUAUUAGAGCCCUCAUUCCUUUCAUGACUGAUCUUAGCUUCCUGGGACAGUCUGUUCCAAGCAGUGGGUGGACAUUGCCUGGUAGUGGAUUCAGCCCUGUGAGGCCUGAGGUGGGUAGGCCUUACCAAGGAGCAGCUGCCUGUUUCCCACCUCCUAACAGAAAUCCACCUGGGCUAGAUAGUCUGGAAAACCAGACCCUACUCAGCCAUUCCAGGUUGGUUUGCGGUGGAAUCUAAGACCUGGUACCAGGCCACUUUGAGCUAUGAUUUUCUUCUUCCUCCUUGUAAGAGAAACUAAGAGACUCUGGAAAAGUUCCCUUCCUAAUGACUCCUUAGGCUUAGUUGAUUCUCUACAGAUUUCUCUUUGGAGAGCAGUUGUUAUAGCCCUGGGUACCCUAAGAGAGUCUAGGGCUAUGCUCUUCUUCCCUUCCUCGGCUGUUGGCCGAGCAUCCACAAGCUGUUGGAUAUUGCCUCCAAUAAUAUUUCCCGUCCUUCCUGACUUUACUCUUUCCUGGCUCAGACCUAUUGGCCAUGCCUGGCGCUGCCCUUGGGAAAGCCUAUUCCCAGUGUCUGGCUGCUCAGGCCCUGGAAUGCUGCAUCUCCAGGCAACUAUGCACUUUCGUGAGGAAGGAACCAGGAUGAGAAAUGGGGCUGGGUACAGAUGGUUUGCUUUGGGAGUGGGAGGGCCCAGUUGGUUCUGGGGAUCCUCCUGUCUGUUGCCAACCAGUGACCUGCUUUUGCAUUCUCCUGGUAUCCAUUGCCCCUUGUUUCUGAGAGACACUAUUCCCUAGCUGGCAGUUGACCUGCCUGAGCCAGUGUGUCUAUCUGUGGUAACUGGAUGAACCAUAAUAAAGGGGAUCAUUUGACCCUGUC
Messenger RNA from Psammomys obesus (fat sand rat), 3178 nucleotides. RefSeq names its product secretory carrier membrane protein 5 (gene Scamp5). Lineage: Eukaryota; Metazoa; Chordata; Mammalia; Rodentia; Muridae. The coding region runs from base 157 to 864 and encodes 235 amino acids. The transcript is spliced from 7 exons. Gene Ontology annotation, biological process: protein transport. The record is from RefSeq and is a predicted model, not a curated record. Gene Ontology annotation, cellular component: recycling endosome membrane; trans-Golgi network membrane.